Daphnia magna is the source of this 1384-nucleotide messenger RNA. RefSeq names its product chromobox protein homolog 5-like. NCBI's taxonomy places the organism in Eukaryota, Metazoa, Arthropoda, Branchiopoda, Diplostraca, Daphniidae. The record is from RefSeq and is a predicted model, not a curated record. The transcript is spliced from 4 exons. Bases 900 to 1382 code for a protein of 160 amino acids.
AACAAUGUAGUUCACAAGAAAGAGAUUUCUCAGUUUAUUGUCUCAAAGAUUCUUGGAAGUCUACUCUCUACAGAGAAAAGUUACAAAAUUUAAUACAGCAGUCCCAAGGCGAAAAGUUCAGCAGUUUUUCUAUUGAGAUCGGAAGCGAGCUGGUACCAUCUUCCAUUUUCUAGCGCCCGUAAUGGCUAGGACUUGCUUUUGUGCAUAAAGUGUAAAGACGGAAAGAGUUUAAAAAGCCAUUCAUCUAGCUAUAGCGUAUUAGUGAGGAAUUGUUUGUGCUUUACCGUAGGCUCCACCGACUCCGCCACCGUAAUAAACAUUAGUUCCGAAUGCGUUGUAGCCGCGUCCGUAGCCGUGUCCAGAGCUCGCAAUACCGCCACCAGGUUGGAAGCCAGCGUUACCUUGUAUCGAGUAAAAUACGGAACAAAAACGAUCAGAAUAAAACAAAUUCUCCCGAAAUAAUAGGUAUUUUGAGAAGAUAUACUGAAACCGUAUCGAGUGACACCCGCCAUCACUGCGGCGAAGCACAAAGCAAGGAAAAAGACAAUCUUGAUGUGUCAAAGAAAAAUUAGACUUUUCAAAAAUUGUGUUAAAUAAAGCAGCAAAAUUGAAAUUUAUUUUUACCACAAAAGUGUUCAUCUUGAGAUUUUUUGAGGUGGAAAUGGAAGCGGUGGUGUACAGACUGAUGGAUGGCCAGUGGUUUCAGAUGCAUUUAAAUACAAUCCGCCGGGCAAGAAGUUUCACCCAUCAUUUCACGCUUUAACAAGAUGGCCCAUUUUGUUCACCAAAUAGGCAUAGUCCCUGGGGAAACUAAUUGAUCAACAGAACACAUUGCAAAAUCAUUUGCUGUUGUGUUCUUUCAUGUAAAGACGUUUCUUGUGCUAGUGCUCCAAUUUAAAAUGGCUGAAGAUGCUGAUUACGAAGUAGAGGAGAUCGUCGAUCGAGGUUUGUUCUAUAAUGAAGAAGGAUUACUCCGUGUCUGGUAUUUAAUAAAAUUUAAAGGUUAUCCAGACACGGAUAAUCAAUGGAUCCCUGCCAAACUAACAAACUGCAGGACUCUUAUUAGAGAAUUUAAUAAAAAGAGGAAGUUCACGAAAAACGUUCUGACACCACCCCAAUCAGAUUCGGAUGGAAUCGAAGAAUUGUUUGUGGAUGUUGUUGGUGGUGUGGCUGAUGGAAGGGAAGGAUUGGGUGUGGAUGGUGGUGAGAAUGGGGUGGGAAUGGAUGGAUUUGAGGAGGAUGGCGGUGUGGGUGAUAAAAUAGAUGACUUAGGGAAGUUACGUGGGAUCUCUAUCUUUGCAUUGGUCCAAAUGAGAUCGAAAACAAGCAUCAACUUGUGUCUUUGUAAAACGGGUUCAAUAAAAUGUUCACAGCAAUCGUAAAA